Paramisgurnus dabryanus is the source of this 5149-nucleotide messenger RNA. It is a transcript of the gene kitlgb, whose product is annotated as kit ligand b. The record is from RefSeq and is a predicted model, not a curated record. Gene Ontology annotation, molecular function: cytokine activity; stem cell factor receptor binding. Gene Ontology annotation, cellular component: plasma membrane. Gene Ontology annotation, biological process: positive regulation of cell population proliferation; cell adhesion. Lineage: Eukaryota; Metazoa; Chordata; Actinopteri; Cypriniformes; Cobitidae.
UAGGCUUCUCCCUACAUUGUUAACAAGUACAGGAUACACCCAUUCUGUCAAGACUAAAUCUACCUGUCAGUCAAACAAUUUAUAAUUUAAAAAUGACAAACCCGAUUUUAUAGUUGCCACAAGGUGUCGCUAAAUAAACAGCACACUGGCUUUGUUAAAAAAAAAAUCUCAAACCUAUCCAAUUUGUGAAUGUUUAAAUCAUCUCAAAUAUAAAGCUCAGGCUGGACUUACUUGCUUCAUCACAUAUAGUUUUGACUGUAUUACAUUUACUUGUAGAAUAUAAUCUGGUUGUUUUAAUUAUUGUAGUGUGGUGUUUAUAUUAAAUAACAAACACAAAAAGUUUAUUCUGUGGAGUCCAGCCAGCUUCUAUGCAUGUAACAGUUAUUUUAAAUAACCAAAUGUGUAAUUAGUUGGAUUGUUUAUAGUUUAUUGAAAACACAAUGACAUAUGAUCCCAAAUUUUAAUGGUUUCCAUUUAUGGAUACCAUGUAAACCAGUACCAGAUUACCACUUAAACAAGGACAAAAUUUAAAUUUUGUGUAGUGUGUUUUGGGUCUUACUGUAGGAAUGUAGUUUUUACUUAAGUCUUAUAAUAAAUACUACACAGUAUAGUUUUUUUAAAGUAUAUUAUAGUGGGUUUAUUAUGUGGGUAUAGAAAAACAACGGUUAAGUUAAAAGAUUUUGGUCACACUACACAGUGUUAUUAUCAGGUAGUUAUUAAACAGUAAUAAUGAAUUACUUAAGUACUUAUGCUGCAAUUAUUGUGUAAUUACAGACAACAGUAAUUAAAUGUGUAACAUGUAGCCUUCACUGUACAACUUAAUGCACAAUUAAACAUGUCAAGUAACGGCUCUCUGAGAGAAGAGAUGAACUUUUUUAGGUGUCACACAUGAAACUCCCAUGUGGCCUUUGUGCUUGAAGUCGGCAUGAGUCACGCAACUCCACUUGAAUAGUUUUUUUCUUUUCUUUAUUUUACACAUUAAAAGUGAGUCAAAGCGCCUUACCUCUUAAACACAGAGACGUCCAACCGCCCCAUUAAUUUCAGAGAAGCGCUGCGGGGCAGAAUCGCGCACAGGCGUCGCGCGCUCAGCACGACAUGCUCUCCGCCGGGACCGGAGCAGAAAGACAGGCCAAAAAACCACUGAUCUCGGAACAGUGCUGUCAUUAACUGAGUGAUAUAUACAGGCGCAAACAUGCCAGCAUUCCGCUGUUGGGGAAAGCGAAGAAAAUAACGACGCACGGCUGAUCUGUCUUUAAUAUUCAUUUAUGUUCCACAUGAGGGAAGUUAAGAUUGGAGAAAGCAUUUGUGUAUUCGUAUUGCUUUUUUCCGGGCUUGUGACGUGCUCAGGUGUUUUUGGAAGCCCUUUGACAGAUGAUGUGGCAACCCUGGGGACUUUGAGUGAGAACAUUCCCAAUGAUUACAGGAUACCUCUCAAUUUCAUCUCCAAAGACGUGGGUGGAGCUUGCUGGCUACAUCUUAAUCUGUAUCCAGUUGAAAGCAGUUUAAAAACAUUAGCCUUCAAGUUUGGCAACCUAUCCACCAACAGAGCAAACACCACCAUUUUUAUUACAAUGCUGCAGGGCUUUCGCUUUACCCUGGAUAAUGAGGAGCUGGAGGUAACAAUGCAAACAUUUAAGUGUCACUACAGACGAGUAAAGUGGCCAACUAAACGAUACUUUGCCCAUGUUAAAGAGGUUCUUACUGCAGCUGGAUCCACGCUUGGCCAGAUUCAUCACUGCACUCCACCACCUUGUCGGACCCCCGUAGCCCCUCCUUUCACACCUGGCAAACGCAAACAGCAGGAUGGCCUUAAUGGAGCAAUUCAGGGGCUCCUGACACUACUCAUCAUCCCCAGUAUGGUGGCUCUGGUUCUGAUCAUCAAAAUGGUAUUCAGAAGAAGCUGUUGCUCACAAAGAAGGCCUGAAAUGACAGAUCCCUCUGAAAAUGGCAGUUUACAUGAGCCUCAUGACGGAGCUGCAGAAAGCAGCCUUCGGCCCCAGAGUGGAGACUUGCACCUUUUGCUUGAGCCUCUCGACGCAGCUGCACGAGGAGACCCUGUCUCCAGCACCCACAUUCAGCAGGACAGGGUGUGGCCGGAUUCUUUAGGGUGUGCAGACACAGAAGUUUAAUCUUAAAAACGCACGAGGGAAUCAACAGAAAAGGCAGUAUUUUGGGCGAGAUGUCCGGGUUUAUGAAGCAGACAAUGAAGGGAAUAGAACAUUCACACUCAUGCCAAAGGGCAAAGGACAACGCUACAAAGAGACGUUUUUCUAGACUCAUUAAGCCGUACCUGUUCACCACAAAAACACUUAGUGGAAGUGAGAAACCACAACUUGCGCUGAACUUAACCAAUCAAUGAGAGUCCGCUGCUCCGGGAUGCCUAAGGAGUGGCCAUGGGAAAAUCUUUAUGAUGUCAUCCGACAGGAAGUGGGGUCCUUUGAUGAGCCCGUUGAGUGGAAGAGAGGCGGCUGCUGUUGUGCCCGCGGCGGGUCUUUGGCUUUGAGGAGGGCCGCUGGACCGACAGACCUCGGCAUGUGGAACAAAUGGCUUUUUUGUCGCAGAUCUCCAUUGCAUGAUGAUGCUGGUUUACGUUGCAUCAAAAACGUCCAUUGAACAGAGCACUUGCUUGUCUAGAAAUGCGUUUGAUUUAUAGUGUGUAUUUUUGAUGUUUUACAACUCGCUUAAUGACCUUUAUCCCAAUGGAGGGGUAACCUUGGGCCUUAGAUGGUAUUGAGACAUGAUCUUCAUUAGAUGGUAGGAAUCUUACAUGGUUCGUAUAUAUUAGCACUAGGAUUUGGUAUGGUUCAAAACUCCCUUAUGUUUUAUUUUGAAUCCUGUUAUUGCCGUCUAUUGUCUAACGCAGUGCUACCCAAUCCUUGUCCUCGAGGCCCCCCUCCCAGAACAUUUUAGAUGUCUCCUUAUUUAACACACUUGAUUUAACUCAUCAGCUUGUUAGGGAAACAUGUUUACCAUUUUUGAAAGAGGCUGAUAAGUUAAAUCAGGUGUUUUAAAUAAGGAGACAUCUAAAACUUUCUGGCAGGGGGGCUUUGAGGACCAGGAUUGGGAAGCACUGGUCUAACAUACAGUGUACCUGCCGAGUGAAGGAUCCAAAAGUCUGAUUAAAAUGACUAAUUUUAACAUUUUUUGAAAUAAAUAACCAUGAUAUUGAAAAGUCAAGUUUAAUGUGAAAUCAAUCAAACUUUGAUGCUCAUAAUCGCAUAAGACUUUAGCCUAGAUGUCACAGAUAAUGUCACAAUUUUUUUUUAUAAUUUUUUUUUAAAAAUGAAGCAACAUUAUGACGUGAAAUAAGAUAGAUAACAAAUAUAUGUGGUGAGUUAAGAAAUAUGUGAAAUUCUUAACAAGUUAUCUAGGUCACAAAUCAAAUGUAAGCAAGUUUGUGACACUACCCAGGUUAACUUAUUUGUACUAAAGGGCAAAUUUCUUCCAGCACUAUGCUAAGAUGCUAUGUGAAACAUUCUCAAGUCAUGCUGGAAUAACAUGGCUCAUCAGGUUUUGAGUAAAUGUAAGGCCAUUCGAGUGCAUGUUGUCAUGAAAACAAAUGCAUUCUUAAAGCAUAUAUUUCUCAUCCAUCUCUUUAUUAAAAUUGUUUGGUGAAAAUAUAAUAAUAAAAAAUAACAUAAGAAAAGUGGAAGUAUUACCGACAGUGGUAUUAGACUUUUGGACCACGCUGUACAGUAGAGUUAUGCUCUCUCAUAAACAAAGAUUUAGACUCAGGGAAUCAGACAUACUGCAUCUGAGAAUAGUCUGUAAUUAGGUCACUGGUCCAUGCGUGUUUCCAACCACAUUUAUUUCCUCAGUUUGACCGUGCACAUGGAUAAAAACAUGCUCACACACUCACAACAAGAGCGGAUUGUUUUCUCGAUAAUCGGGAGAGAUCCAGAGAGCAUGAGAAAGGAGCGUGCAUGAUAAAUGUUACACCAAAAUGACUCAUGGCCCAUAAUUUAAUUUUACAUAGUCUAGCAUCUCUCCAUGUGUCUGUUGCUCUUCUCACUGUAGCUUAAUAAGAUUUGGGUCAUGACAUUAAGUCUAUUGGAUGGGCUAAGUAAACAUGUCAGAAUAGGAAUAACUUUAUCCUUUAAAUUUUUGGAUGAAGGCAUUGUUCAUCCAAAAAUGAAAUUUUGUCAUAAUUUAUUUACACUUAUUUUGGAAAAAAAACCUUUACCUUUGUUUUACAUUUAAAACUAUCUUAGGCAAAUCAUUUCACAAUUCUAGUUGUAAAAUGAUACAUAAAUAAGACAAUUUGUUUGGACAGUUUUUGGUUUGUUGGCAUUAGUCAAGCAUGUCUAUAGAUUAUGUGAUUAAUAUGUGGACAUUUGAAUUUAAGGGUUUUCUGUAAAUUGAAAUAAGGUUAAACAAUUUAGAUUGUAUGAACAAAUUAUGUUGGGUUGGCCGUGGUCACAAUAUUCUUGUGUUUUAUCAGUUUUGAUUCCCAUAGAAGAACGUCAUUCAAUUUGGUUUUUCAGAGAUUUGUGGGUUUUAUUCCAAUCCAACCCAAUCGACACCUCUCUGCCUCUUUUUAAAUGUUUUUGGGUCCCUUGCUCAGUGUUUCCAGCAAAUUCCCCGUUGACUCAGUCUGAGAGCAUCUUUCUCUUAUUGUUCCUGACUGGAUUCAGGUAGUGGCAGUGGAAAUCCUCUCUAUGUUAAUUUCUCUUUGUCUCGAUCAAUGCCUGCCCUGUCAACUGUUGUCGAAAAGCAUGACUGCCAACUCACAACCGCAUGAGGUCAGUAAUGUCAGCCUGGAUAUCAUCAACCGUACAGCUACCUUAACAAAGACCCCUCUCAUGUGGACAGACAGCUCCUCUUUAUUAGUGAUAAAGAGUGUCGUCCAUCAUACUUCAGUCAAAGCCCACUCUUGACUAGCCGACGCACACACAGACACAUUCACACGCUAAAGCAUCGUCCCACUUGCUCUCUGUGUCAUUAACAUCAUCUCUUGACUCAUAAAGCAACUAACAUGAUGAGUAAUGAAACAUCUUCAAAAUCAGCAGAACAGCAAACAGAGACUUUUUCUAAAAUUGGAAAGUCCAUGGCACGAAAGCAGAGGAUGACUAAUUGUUUGUUUGCACAUGUGGCACAAAAGCAUACACACUUUUCUUUGUUUAUUGUUGUUUAGUAAUAAUCCUAAAUU